This is a messenger RNA of Cinclus cinclus, 2841 nucleotides long. RefSeq names its product GTF2I repeat domain containing 1 (gene GTF2IRD1). The record is from RefSeq and is a predicted model, not a curated record. The transcript is spliced from 26 exons. NCBI's taxonomy places the organism in Eukaryota, Metazoa, Chordata, Aves, Passeriformes, Cinclidae. Gene Ontology annotation, molecular function: DNA-binding transcription factor activity. The coding region runs from base 1 to 2841 and encodes 946 amino acids. Gene Ontology annotation, biological process: transcription by RNA polymerase II. Gene Ontology annotation, cellular component: nucleus.
AUGGCCUUGGCAGGGAAGCCUUUAGAUGUGACACUCACCACCUCCAGAGCUGACCAAUGGAACAUGGUUUUUCCCCAGAGAGACGAAGUCAUCACCAGCUUAGUGUCUGCCUUAGACUACAUGUGCUCAGCACUCGCCAAGCUGAACGCAGAGGUUGCCUGCAUCGCCGUCCACGAGGAGAGCGCCUUCGUGCUGGGCACUGACAAGGGAAGGGUUUUCCUCAGCGCCCGCAAGGAGCUGCAGGCUGACUUCCAGAAGUUUUGCAGAAUCCAGCAGAGGAAGGAGCAGGACGCAGAGGUGCAGAAGAAGGCAAAGGAGUGCGGGCAAAGGGUGCUCAGGGUCUCCCCGGACCAGGGAUCAGAUGUGUACCUCCUCAGGAAGAUGGUAGAGGAAGUGUUUGAUGUGCUUUAUAGUGAAGCCAUGGGGAAGAGCAGCGUGGUCCCUUUGCCCUACGAGAGGUUCCUGAAAGAGCCAGGCUCACUGGCUGUUACUGGCCUGCCCGAGGGCAUCAGCUUUAAGAAACCCCUGGAGUAUGAUGUGAAAUCCCUGAUGGCCAUCCUAGAGCACAGCCACAGCAUCCGCUUCAGACUAAAAAGGCCAGCAGAUGAACCCAGCCGAGAGCCCAACCCAAACAUCGAGUUAACUUGUUCCUCCCUCGCCUCCAAGGGCAGCCGAGACUCUGGUGCCAACGGCCCCGUGGCCAAAUCCACCACCCAGGAUGCCCCCUCCGCCAUUGCUAUCACCAACUUCCUGUACGGCGUCUCGCUGCCCACCCCUGCCACCAUCGACCUCAAGCAGGAGGUGUCCUCGGGGCUGCCUGGGCCGACUGCCGUGGGCGAGGCGCUGCUGGCUCAGCCGGCCGGAGAGCUGAAGGUGCCUUCCUCACAGGAGUACAGCGACUGCUGUGGACAGAAAUCAUCAGUCUCCGGAGGUCCCCUCAUCCAGAAUGUGCACUCAUCCAAGCGCAUCCUCUUCUCCAUUGUCCAUGACAAGACAGAUAAGUGGGACAGUUUUAUAAAAGAAACUGAAGACAUCAACACCCUUAGGGAGUGCGUGCAAAUUCUUUUUAACAGCAGAUAUGCUGAAGCCUUAGGGUUAGACCACAUGGUCCCCGUCCCAUACAGGAAGAUUGCCUGUGACCCCGAGGCAGUGGAGAUCAUUGGCAUCCCAGACAAAAUACCUUUUAAAAGACCUUGCACAUAUGGUGUCCCCAAACUCAAACGGAUACUGGAAGAGAGGCACAACAUCCAUUUUGUCAUCAAAAGGAUGUUUGAUGAAAGAAUUUUUACAGGAAGCAAAUUUACCAAAGAUCCAACCAAGCUGGAGCCCUCCAGCCCUCCCCGGGAGAUCUCCCCUGAGCCUCACCGUGGGACCACACUGGAACUGGUGGGGACCUCUCAGGCCAACACCAGGUCUGAGAAGUGUAAUGUUUCUGAAGGCUGUGAACCAGGUACCUCAGGAGAGCUAGGUGGGAUCAGGCAGAUCAAAAUCGAACCAGACGAGCUGAACAUCAUCCAGAUCACCGUACCAGACCGAUCACCUGGCUCAGUUGAAAUGCAUGACCCGGUGCCCACACACGUGGCCUCAGAUGAAUCAAGAUACAUCCUGGAAACAGUGACAGAGAAGGGGUCCAGUGAGGAGUCUCGACGUGAAGAAAAGCAGAUGGAGGGAUCAGGGGACAUUUUAAGUCAUUUGAGGAAACAAGUUGAAAUUUUGUUCAACUCACGAUACGCGAAAGCCAUAGGAAUAUCAGAGCCAGUCAAAGUCCCCUACUCCAAGUUCCUGAUGUACCCCGAGGACCUGUUUGUUGUGGGUUUGCCAGAAGGCAUCCUGUUGCGCCGCCCCAACUGCUUCGGGAUUGCCAAGCUGAAGAAGAUCCUGCAAGCAAGCAACAACAUCCAGUUUGUCAUUAAAAGACCGGAGCUGCUGGCAGAGGGCGUCAAGGAGUCGGUGUCAGACAGCCCAGCAAGGGACUCGAGCGAGGUGCUGCUGGAGGACGCUGUGAAGAGACAGGGCUUUCAAGAAAAUUAUGAUGCCAGGCUUUCCAGAAUAGACAUUGCUAAUACACUGCGGGAACAAGUCCAGGAUCUGUUCAACAAGAAAUAUGGUGAGGCCUUGGGGAUUAAAUACCCUGUGCAAGUUCCAUACAAGCGCAUUAAGAGCAAUCCAGGGUCAGUGAUUAUAGAGGGCCUGCCUCCUGGGAUCCCCUUCAGGAAGCCCUGCACCUUUGGCUCCCAAAACCUGGAGAGGAUACUGGCCGUCGCUGAUAAAAUCAAGUUCACUGUGACACGGCCUUUUCAAGGACUCAUCCCCAAACCUGAUGAGGAUGAUGCCAACAGACUUGGAGAGAAGGUGAUUCUUCGAGAGCAAGUGAAAGAGCUUUUCAAUGAAAAAUACGGAGAGGCUCUGGGCUUGAACCGACCUGUCAUGGUGCCCUAUAAACUCAUCAGGGACAGUCCUGAGUCUGUGGAGGUUACUGGGCUGCCAGACGAUAUCCCUUUCAGAAAUCCCAAUACCUAUGACAUUCAUCGGCUGGAGAAGAUCCUGAAGGCACGGGAGAGCAUCCGAAUAGUGAUUAUAAACCAGCUCCAGCCGUUUGCUGAAAUCUGCACCGAGGCCAAACAAACAGAGAAAGACAUCAGUGUUCCCAAACGGAAGCGGAAGAGGAUCUCCGAAGGGAACUCGGUAUCUUCCUCUUCCUCUUCUUCCUCUUCCUCUUCUUCCAAUAUGGAGUCUACAUCAUCAACAAAUCAGAUCUCACUUGUGCAAUGGCCCAUGAACAUGUACAUGUUAGACUAUGGUGGUCUAAACGUCCAGAUCCCAGGACCUAUUAACUAUUAG